CCACUCCUGUCUGUCUCCCUCCGACAGGUGAGUGUACUGUAUGAGAGUCCGAGUAACAAGCCUCUAGCCUCUCAGCCCCUUCGAAGGGCAUCGUGCUGCCCGACAGGUGAACGGCUGCUAGGAGCGCCACCCUAUCUGGACCAAAUGUGGACGGCGGAUGUCAUUAUGCAGCACUAUGGGGUGAACGGCUACUCGCUGCACGCUAUGAACUCACUCAGCGCCAUGUACAAUCUGCACCAGCAGGCAGCCCAGCAAGCCCAGCAUGCCCCAGACUACCGGCCAUCGGUGCACGCUCUUACGCUGGCUGAGCGCCUGGCUGACAUCAUCUUGGAGGCCCGCUAUGGCUCCCAGCACCGCAAACAGCGACGCAGCCGCACAGCGUUCACGGCUCAGCAGUUGGAGGCCCUGGAAAAGACCUUCCAGAAGACUCAUUACCCAGAUGUGGUGAUGCGUGAGAGGCUGGCCAUGUGCACCAACCUGCCUGAGGCCCGGGUGCAGGUGUGGUUCAAGAACCGCAGGGCCAAGUUUCGCAAGAAGCAGCGCAGCCUGCAGAAAGAACAGCUCCAGAAGCAGAAGGAGGCUGAGGGCUCCCAUGGGGAAGGCAAGACAGAGGCUCCAACCCCAGACACCCAGCUGGAGAUGGACCAGCCCUCCAGCCUGCCAGGUGGCGAUGCCCCUGCUGAGCUUCACCUGAGCCUGUCUGAGCAGUCGGCCAGUGAGUCAGCCCCUGAGGACCAGCCGGACCGUGAGGAAGACCCCAGGGCUGGGACCGAAGAUCCCAAAGCUGAGAAGAGCCCUGGGGCUGAGAGCAAGGGGCUGGGCUGCAAGAGGGGCAGCCCCAAGGCAGAUUCCCCAGGCAGCCUGGCCAUAGCUCCUGCAGCCCCAGGGGGUGGCCUUCUUGGCCCCUCCCACUCCUACUCCUCCUCCCCGCUGAGCCUCUUCCGUCUGCAGGAGCAGUUUCGCCAGCACAUGGCGGCCACUAACAACCUGGUGCACUACUCAUCGUUUGAAGUGGGGGGCCCAGCCCCUGCCGCUGCUGCUGCCGCCGCUGCUGCAGUGCCCUACCUGGGCGUCAACAUGGCCCCGCUGGGCUCACUACACUGCCAGUCCUACUACCAGUCCCUGUCAGCAGCCGCUGCUGCCCACCAGGGUGUGUGGGGAUCCCCACUGCUGCCUGCGCCCCCAGCAGGCCUGGCACCUGCCUCGGCUGCCCUGAACAGUAAAACCACAAGUAUCGAGAACCUGCGGCUGAGGGCCAAGCAGCACGCGGCCUCCCUGGGACUCGAUACGCUGCCCAACUGACUGUCCGGCCUCCCACCCAGCCAGGGGUCUUGGGUGCCUCCUUCCCAGCCCCAUGGUUAUUCCCAGAAGGCUCUCUAGGAUUUAAUUUUGGGAGCCCAGGAAUCCUGGGGUCUGGAGGUCUCUCCCUGUCCCCCUUCCUCAGAGCCCCAGGUGAAAACUACAUCCCUCUGCAUGGCCCUGCUUGGACCCCAUGGAGGCCAAAUGGGGAGGCUGUGAGAGGCUGGCUAGAUCCCCUUCUCAGUAUGGCCUCCUCCUUCCCUUCCCUCCCCUUCUGCCCCCUAGUCAGUUGAUGUGUGGAAUGUGAGAUAUAAAUAUAAAUAUAUAAAGCUAUAUUUUCAGGCACUGCCUGCCCCAGGUCCCCUGUCCCCUCCUAUCUCUUCUCCACUGCCACCCCUGCCUCCACCUACAGCUUCUGCACUCACUCCAGCCUUCCUCUUCUCUCCCUUCCUUGGAAGCUCCCUUGAUCUCUCUGUCCCUGCCCCUCUGUCUUGCCCACUCUGGUCUCCCUCUCAUGUCUGUCCCCCCUGGUGCUGGCUGUGUUGGUGUCCUCAGUUCUCAAGCUGUGUCUUGUGGCCUUUUUAGUUUUAGUAAUUCUGCUUCUUCCCCUCUCUCUCGUCCUCUUCUCCCUCCUUACUUCUUCCCUGCCUGCCCCUGUCUCCUUCCCGGACCUGUACCCUCUCUAGGCAACAAUUCUAUUUCAUGCCCAAAUAGGCAAUAGAGCCCUCACUGGAGACCCUGGAGUGGCGGGCAGGAGGUAGCCCUGGCCUCACAAACCUCCUCCCCAGGUCUGACAUCUGGAAGGCUACAAGAGCCAUUUUCUCUUCUUAGUUUGGAGGUCCCACCCAGAUCCAGGAGGGAGUAGAGGCAGGAUGCAGGCUGGGUGGGCAGUAGAACAGAAAGCAUGCCUUCCUGUGCAUCCUCCAAGGCCCGAGGCUGGGGUCAGUAAUGGUCACCAGGUCUGACCAGGGCUCUGGAACCCUCUUUGGUAAGAUUUUCUCUGAUUGGAAGGAGGUGGUGGGGAGGAGUGCCUAAGAGAAAACAGGGCUGGUACUCCUCUCCCGCAAUCCCAAUGUGAAUUUUCACAUUCAGCAGUUUCUGGCUCUUCCCGGAGCACAUCUGAGCCAGGAAGGUUGAACAUGGGCUCCUGGUCACAGUGAAAUGCAAACCACACAACAGCACAUAGUGUCAGGCUUCUGUUGACUGCCUGUUCCAGAGCCAACUAUGAGAGUAAUUCUGCCUGGCUAGUCACUGGCAUGGUGAGGUAUGUUCCUGUUUAUGGCCAGGCCACUCAGCUCAGCUGACUUCCUCUCACAGUAGCAAUGUGAGCUUGGCCAAGCCUGAAGCUUCUUUGGUACCAUUUCCCUGUCUGAAUUAGACGGCCCAGAAGAUCCUAUCCAGUUCCAACAUUCUGCAUUCUGUGCUCACAACCUUAUUUGGCAGAAGUUCUUAGUUAAAUUUAACAUAACAACCACAACAACCACAGAAAAGCUCUCAGAAGGCACAAGUGAAUUAGAAAAUUACUGUUGUCUUGUUGUGGAGCAAUGAGUAUAGUAUGCAUAAACCUCUCUGUGAACACUGCCUCAGUUUCCCAGUAAGUGUAAUGGGUCCCUUCUAUUUCAGAUGAUCUGGAUUUUUGUUGUUGUUGUUGUUGUUCUUUUUAGAUAGACAUGGCAGUGGAUGAUCUAGAUUUGAUUCUGCUUUUCUUGAGUUCCAGUGCUAGCCUGUAGGGUCACCCCAUUUCCAUGCCCAUGGUCAGGGAGAGGGGGAUGGGUUGAACAGAUUCCUUGUGGUAAUCCCAAACCCUCUGUGAUCCCCUCCAUCCCUGCUUAGAGAAGUUUAAAAGACUUGUCAAGUUCCAAGGCUUAUCUCCCUUGCCUCCAGUGGGUGCCCUAGUAAGAUUGGUUUGCAGAACAGUCAAUGCCCAUCAUCUGUGGGAGGUCAGCCUGGAAUGGGGCAGAUGGAGAAGGCUUUGGACAGGAAAAAGUGAGAAGAGUGGUAGGUUGGGCCCAGAAAAUGAUUUGAACAAAGCAGGAAAGAUGAAUCUAAGUGGAUCAUAUCACAGGAAGGCUUCAUGAGAGGUGGGCCUAAGGGGUCUGGAAUCUGGGUUAAAGAGCCCUACCUCCCUCCGUGUGACAAGUACCAAGGUAGGCAAAUUGAGGGAUUCUGAGCAGGAGGUAUCUUGCAGGGAUCUGGAAUUUGGAAAGUGGAUCCAAAGCCAUGGGAGUAUCAGAGGAGGAGAGACCAAGCCAAGGAAUGGGAGGUUGGCAAAGAAGAGUCAAGAGGAGGUUUUUGGUUUGGUAGGGUUUUUGGUUUGUGCCCAUGGUCAGCUCCAGGAAGUUCUGUUUCUGAAAUAAACACAGAUCUCAUCUGGACCAGGCAUGGGGACUAUUCUUGGGUACAACUGAUGACAUGUGUUUUGGAAUCCAAUAGCCUUAGACAUCAAAAACCCCUUCCAGGAAGCUUCCCCUGACCUCAUAAGGGGCAAGUCCACCUGGAGUCGUAUUCUGACUCCAGGAGGUUGGGCCCACCCUAGGCUCAUCCCAGUUCUUUGUUAAUACUUCUCUCCUUCAGUUGACCAAAACCCACAAGCCCAGAAAAGUCAGGGAAGGUACAGGUGGGAUCUCAAGUCAGUUUAAGGCACCAGUCUCAAGUACUAAAAGCAGGUGGAGAGCAAGCAGAGGGAGUCCUGGCAGCGGGUAAACCUGUGUGUCCUCAAGGAGUCAGAGGGCACUAGCUUGGGUGGGCUCAACCCCUUAACACUGAUGCUGGAGUCUCUCCCAGGCCUGUGGGGCCACCCUGAGGGGCGGGAGAGAGCCUGAGGCUCCAUCCCUGACUGUCCCUAAUUCCUCUCUGCUCACUCCUAUUUGUGGUCUCCCUUUUCCUGUUGCCUCACUCCCCCAGAGUGUGUUCCGGGGACCUGGGUCCCCACCUCAACUCUAAGGCUGGCAGACUAUACGGACUGCUUUCCAAAUCAGCUGUUUUGUGAUCAUUUGUGCUUAGAGGUUGUGCCAGCCCAUGGCGAAAACACUGUGUGUACUGUAUUUAUUUAUUCUGUUAGUUGAAGAAACAAGACUCAAACGAUUCCCUUCCCCCUGCCCUGUCCCCUGAGUAGUGCAGCAUGAUGCUCUGUUCCGUGUAUCUGUCUGUCUGUUGGUCUUACUUCCUGUGACGUUGUGACCUGUUCUUUGUCCUACUUGGCUAAUAAAAGAACCUGGCAGCACA
Ictidomys tridecemlineatus (thirteen-lined ground squirrel) is the source of this 4524-nucleotide messenger RNA. It is a transcript of the gene Dmbx1, whose product is annotated as diencephalon/mesencephalon homeobox 1. Lineage: Eukaryota; Metazoa; Chordata; Mammalia; Rodentia; Sciuridae. Gene Ontology annotation, molecular function: DNA-binding transcription factor activity, RNA polymerase II-specific; RNA polymerase II transcription regulatory region sequence-specific DNA binding. Gene Ontology annotation, biological process: regulation of transcription by RNA polymerase II. The record is from RefSeq and is a predicted model, not a curated record.